CAGAUGGGUAGCUAGGUGGCUAUAUUUAUAUAGGCCAUAAAGGCUACUACUAAUAUUAAUAAGGAUGCUAUAGAAAGCACCCGAAAAGUAGUUAGGUCUGAGAAGACGACUAGAAUGAGCAUGCAUCAUGAUUGUCGCAUAAUUGUCUCUUGUGCACUAAAAUGCUUCUCUCACCUUUAUUCCAAUAAUAAAAACUUGUGAAUAAUGUGUGUAUUGCCAUGAACUGCAAAAAAAAUGUCUUAUCCUGUGUGUCAUGAUAGUCUCGACUAGGUUGUGUUAUGUGCUUCUCUUGCCUUGCUAUCUAAGUGGUAUUGAAAUUGUUCAACCCUUUUUGCAAAAAAAAAUGUUGUUUGUUUGCUCAUGAAAAGACCCCCGCCCACACAACCUUGAGCUUAGCAAGUGAACCCUCUUUUUUUUUAAAAAAAAAUUUGCUUGUGUUGGCGUUUUCUAGCCCUUGUGUGUUGCACUAUUGAAAUUGCACCUGCACAACUUGUAGACCCCCAUAGCUUAACCGCUUGCCAAACCGAAACUUCCUUGUGCACGUGGUUUGGUAAAAAAAACAUCGUUUGGUGUCUAGUUGCGCAAACCAUGACCAAGCCAUGUUUCUUUCCGUAAAUCCUUGCUCCUAAAACUUCAUCGCAUUUCUGUUAAUCAUCCUGGCUGAUCCUGUUUGCCUACCUCUCCUUUUGCAUGGAUCUGGUGAUCUCUUUCCUUGUGAAUCAUGUUGUGGCUUUAUCAUCCGAAUCCCUGGACCCUUUAAUGAUUCUGCCCCGUUAUCAUGUUAUCUGCUAUAACCCGUUCUCAGGUAUCGGAUGUUGAUCUGCCUAAGUCUCUCAUUUCUGAUCAUUCUCAUACUCCUUCUCCGAGGAUCAUGACGUUGUUUUAUCAAAUUUUAUCCUUACACAGUAUAUCCAUUUAGUUCAAUGGAUGUUGCUGUUGUCUUUGGUUUCUGAUGUCUCUAAAAGCUCAUUAAUCAUGAUCUCUUGAGUGCUUCAUUCUCGUAUCUCAUCUCGUACUAAUCUCUGACCUGAUAAUCUCCGUAUUAAUCAUAAAAUAAUUCUCUGAGUUGAAGAAAGUUCUUAUGUGAUGCUCUUUUUCCAACAAUCUCUGCUUCAACUCUGAUCACAUUCUUAUUUUCUGGGCCAUACUCUCAUGGGCUCCAUCUAUUUAUGUCACGUGGAUUUAUCGUUGGUUGCGUCUGGUAAUGGUGUUAUGACUAAACGACUGAUGGUGCCGCGACGAAACCGAGAGCCUCUUGUGGGCGCGCACACAAGGUUGAGCUGCUCGGUACGCGCUGGUAUCGCGGUUAAUAGUUGUGAUCCAUUAUAAGACUACACCGAUGUGCUAUCUUUUGUGGACACUCUCAGAAUGAUCGCUGCAUUUUGUCUCGAUAUGUCGCGAUGUUCUAACCAAAUCUGUCUUCAGUAUCUUGUCAGAUACCCUCUCAUGAAUUUGCAUCUAUCUUCAGUCUGGGAGUUACAUGCUUCUCCGCCCUUAAAUAUCCUCAUUCGAAUCUCGGGACGAGAUUCUUUUUAAGGGGGGAAGGCUGUGACACCCCAGGUGUUAGUUUCGUGUUACGUCGCGAGAUUUGUCCUAAUCUCGGAUGCUCAGUAAAAAUUUUCUAUUUUUCGCUCGCCUAUGUCCCUAAUUAUCCAGAUUAUUCAUUCACGUUUCACCGAAUUCGGAGUUACUCAGUCUCACAGAAGGCCAAUUUUGGAGCCUGUUAAAACUUUUGUUUCUCGGCACGAAUGCGAACUCGGUAAUCAUUCUCAAUUUAUCAAACUCAUAUAAGGCUCAUUUAAUCAAACGCUCGACAGCUGCUAGUCGAGCUGUGUCCGACUCCGAUUUCUCGAUGUUCGAUCUAUGUCCAAAAAUUAAUCCGACUCCGUACUCUCACACGGAAUACUCAGUACGUCGUCCUCUAAUUAAUUCUUACUCGACUCAGCCAAAUAUCUUAUGUCCGAACCGAAUUCAAAACCCCGUAUCGACAGCGUUUUUAAAAUGUCACGAUUCGCCUUCUCCGACUAAAAAUCCGAAAGCCGAUCAAAUCUCAGGAUGAUUUAUUUUCGAAUCACGCGUAGGAAAUUAUGUUCGAGCGAAAUCAAAUUAGACUCUCGGUCGAAUUAAUCGCUCAAUCAUCCGUUCGCUGAAGCUCUAAUUCGCUCUGUUCUCUGUCGAAACGAAUUCCGCGGGAGCAUUUUUAUUCGGAAAAAUAAAUUAGCGCGACCCGAUUGGGUAUUUUGGGCCAAGCCCAUUCAGGCCCAAUAGGCCCACUAAGGAAACCCUAACCCUACCUCAUGGCUAUAAAUAGCAGCCCUCUCUCCUUGCACUUGGUUAUUUUGCACUCCCACCCCUCAAAAAUUUUCAGCCGCCACCAGCAGCCUUCUCUUCCUCCCCACGUCUCCUUCCUCCUCUUGCCGUGCAGCAGCAAGCACCUCCCUGGCUUCCCUUGCGCAGGGGGCUUUCUUCUCCAUGGGCGCUGGCCAAGAUCACCCCAUGGCGCUUGGCUCCCUGGAACACAGCAGCACGCCAGCGCAGGGCCUUCCCAUGGCUGCGAGCUCCUUCUCCCGGCGAGCGGCUGCAGCAGGGGGUCGUCUCCUCCAUGGCGCGGACGAACUACCUCCCUGCAGGCAAGCAGCAGCCCCCUCAGCUCCUUCUAUGGCGCCCAGUCUGCAUGCACGACCGAGAUCCAUCAGUUCCUAUGUUCCCCAUGGCCGAGCUCGCCCCAUGGACUUGGCUCCUUGGUUCUUCUUUCACGUACGCGCCCUCUCCAACCUGCAGCACGUCCCCUGCUCCACGGCCAGCAGGAAGCCAGCGCCCCUCUGCAGCUCGGCUUCUCCUCUCCCAUGGCCGAGGCCGAGCUUCCCUGGUGCAGGCGCCCCCUUUUCUUCCACCUCUGGCCGGUCUUUUCUGCGCAGCAAGCCGCGCGCAGCAGCAGCAUUGUUCUUCGCCUUGCGUCGUCGUCGAGCUUCGCCACUCUCCUCCCCAUGACCCGCAGCCCUCGCACCCUCUACCCUCCCCAAAAACAGCAAGCCCCCAGCAGCCCCGGAUUCCCUCCGUGUCGCUUGCAUGCCACCCGCUCGAUGUAUUGCGCAGCCACAUUGUCGCUGCUCGCUGCCCGUCAACGUGCAGCCCUUCUGUUUUCUCCAUUGGCACAGCAGCCCCGUCGUCUCCGCGCGCUGCCGGCUCGCUGUUUUGUGGAGCCAAUGGACAGCACGCCGUGAUGCCCGCCGUGUGUUCGCUGUUUUUGCACAGCCCCAAACAUCGACGUCGUUCACCCCGGAGGAGAGAACCCCGUGUUUUGCGUGGAGAAGGCAAGCCGCUCGACGCUCGUCGAUGUCGUAGCGAUGCACAAAUCGGAAUCACCGUCGUUCUUGCAAACGCCGAUUGGGUUUGUUUAUGGACCGAGAGGUGACGACCGUGCAAGUGAUGUGGUGCCAACCACAAGCUGCAGUUGGUGGACGUACGGAAGGAUGGUGGACUUAACCAGUGGAUGCUCGCCAAGCGAGUACCUCCCCCAGCAAACACUAUCUAAGUGUCAAACUAAAGGUACCUCCUUGCUUUGGUUGUUGGUGUGACUUGACCUUCAUCCCUGCCACCGGGAUAGACGGUCGAGUGGGUUACUGCUUCCGCAGGAGAGGACCAGGAGGAGUAGCGUGGCCAGGCUUCGCCAUGUUACUCGGUUUUCUCCGUUAGUUAUCUCCGCUGCAUUAAAAUUUAUGAUUAUUAUUUCUGAAACUCCGAUAAUGUAAUCACUAAUGAUACUUAUUAAAUUUGUGGUAUUAUGCUU
Molecule: messenger RNA, 3790 nt
Organism: Zea mays
Lineage: Eukaryota; Viridiplantae; Streptophyta; Magnoliopsida; Poales; Poaceae
Exons: 4
Coding region: 2603-3415 (270 amino acids)
Source: RefSeq, a predicted model, not a curated record